AUGACCAGGUGGCAAUCAUACCCCUUUUACUUCACUCAGGAUGCAAAAAUUGGUAUACCAACCGAAUCUGGAAUCAUGGAGAUGGGUGGCAAGAUCAGUGAAGGGUCAGAUUUUACUCUGUAUGCUGGCUUGCUUGCCACAGUUUUCAUGGGUGCUGAUGGUAGAUUCCUGGAACAGCCUGGACUAAGAGCGCCAUUCCAGGAGCCGGCUGGAAGGCCCCGCCCCUCCUGUGGAGGCCCCUCCCACCCCGUGAACGCCCCGCCUCUUCCACGGGGGUCCCGCCCGCCGGACAAGACGCAGGCCCCACCUCGUGAGAGGCCCCCCCACUCCUGUAGUGCGGGCGGGACUACACUGCUGGCUCCUUCCUUUGACCGCGCCGGUACGGACGUCGCGGAAAUAGGCGCCAUGGCUGUAUCCGGGUUCGCCCGGUUUCUUGGUCGAGCUCCGGCCGCGGCUUGGAGAGCGGCAAGAUCCCCCCUUCUGUGUCAUUCUUUGAGGAAAACAAGUUCUUCUCAAGGAGGAAAGUCUGAACCUACCAAACAGUCCCUUAAGAAACCAAAGUUACCAGAAGGUCGUUUUGAUGCACCAGAAGAUACCUAUUUAGAGAAAGAGCCACUAACAAAGUUUCCAGAUGAUGUUAAUCCUGUUACCAAAGAAAAAGGUGGACCCAGGGGCCCAGAACCUACCCGAUAUGGAGAUUGGGAACGAAAAGGACGCUGUAUUGAUUUUUAAGCCACAUAUUCUUUAACUUCAGUAUCUUUUUCUGAAUACACACAUCUUAAUUAACUUAUUGCUGACUAUUUUAUUUCUGCAUAUCCUUUAAUCAUCUAAUUUUUAUAAUGUGUUUAAAAGUAUAUAUGAUGGAUUUGGAAGAAAAUACGCUGCUGUAAAUGAGGAAAGGAAAAAUAUUUCCAUAUUUGCACAUCAAUUUUAAUGUAAAGGUAUUAGGGUUAUAAGUGAUGAUUAGAACUGUAAACAUCUUUCAUCAUGUUUUAGUUUAAAUUAACCAGUUGCUCAUAAAAUACAAAUGUAAAUAAAGCAACUUUUAAAAAAUGUAUUGCCUUGUGUUAGGUAAGAUUGGCUUUUUAAAUGCAAGUUAAGUAGUGCAUUGUAUUUCAGAAGACCACAGUAACAAGUCUUCAGCUUGGAGCCAGAUUACUUGGGCACAAAUCCUUGCUCUACUACCUACUAGCUGUGUGACCUUGAGUGAGUUAUUUAACUUCUCUAUGCUACAAUAUCCUUACGUGUAAGUUGGAGAUAAUACUAGUUCCACCUCACAGGGCAGUUGAGAAGAUUUAAUGAAUAAAUACCUGUAACGAAACCAUUUAGCACAGGUAUUUAGUACACAUCUCUUAGUAAGUGUUAGCUAGUCUUAAAUCACCAAUGUAUUUUUCCAAGUCUCUAGGCUUCUUCGGUUAACAGGUUAAGAAAUCAAAAUUUGAAAUACUUUAAUUGAAAUUGUUUUGUGUAACUAUAACAUUAAAAAGCCAUUGGUUGGAAAAUUAGUGAUUAUUUGCAUAGGUAACUGGAACUGAAGUAGAUAGUUUGUGAAACAUAAAAUUCACGUACAGAGGGCAAAUAUGAGGAAAGUAGGGCCUAGAAUGGAUGAGCUUAGUUUUUUUUUUAAUUACUGUAUUGUUCAAUUACGGUUGUCUGCAUUCUCCCACCGCCUCCUUGCCCCCACCCACUUAGUCAAUUUUGAUAACUCAGUAGUUCCUCCUACCUCUGUGGACGUUGGAUAACUAGCUGGGUCAGGAAAGUCAAGUCCAGUUUACAGAUGUGGAAUGAAGGGAAGAGAAGAGCGAUUGCACCUCCCUUAAGGGAUUUUUCACUGUCCCGUGGCCUCACUCAGCCAGAGAGAUUGGGCCUUUAGCCCUCAGGCUACACUUAAAUUUGGAAGAAAGGGUUUGCAAAGCCUACCGAAGACAGGAGGUAGUGGCUGAUAAUUGUGUGAUAUGUAUUAUAAAUUUAAUGAGAAGAUUGGAGGGAGACUUGUUUAAGAAAAUUAACUUUUUUAGAAGUGUAUUUGCCCCAGAAACUAACUACUAUGGUAAUUUGCACUAGUCAUUUCAUCUUUAUACCAUUCUCUCUCUUAGUCAACAUUUGUUCUCUAAUCUCAGUUACUGUGCAUGCUGCUAAGCAAUAACCACAUUCAUAUAAAUCAUGCUAUAAUUAACCUUCAAUUAGCCCAAAUUAGUAAAGGCAUUUACUGAGUUAACAUUUCAGAAAUAUUGUGUUAAAUUAUGUUGUAUCGCCUAGUUUCCCUUGGAUUUCACACUAAUCAUUGUGGUGUGUGACAGAAAAGACAAUUUAUGUACUUCAAAAACUAACAUAAUAGAUGUAACAUAAUAGAUGUAACUGAAGUGUUGUAUUAACAUAAUAGAAUCCUUAAUCUCUGUUAAUAGUAAGAUGAUUCAUGACAGCAUGAAAUAUCUAGGUAAAAUUUGGUGGUGUGAAAACAUUUAUGGUUUCUAUGACCACCAAACAUUAACAGAAAAGCCUGAAGACUUACAAAAGGUGAUCUGGUGGCAAUGGAAAUGCAUCAUUCAAAUCCACACCUGUGGGACGUAGCAUUGACUGAGAACCCCAGCUGCUGCCCCAUUGAUCCACUAGUGUGUCUCUGCUGAGGUCAUGCUUCCUGCUCUUUCUAGCUGAUAAAUGAAUGAGUAUGGAGGGACUACAAUGAAUGAAUAUGAUGGCCAACUCCCCUGAUGGGUGGCUUUGGUCCAAGGACUCCUCAUUAGCCUCCCCGGAAUGUUCUUCAGACUGUGCUGCUGUCUGAGACUCUUCCUGCCCAGUCCUGCCCUGCCCCCUCCCCUUCACAGGUGUUAGGCUCUGCCUACUCCUUCCCUUUAUAAUUCACAAGGGUUCACAAUAAAUCUUUUUCUCUUUUAAUCCCAUUUCAGCAUUUGUUUCUUAGAAAAUUCACACUAAUUUGGGUAAGUUUAGAAGAACAAUUUACAGAUUUUUCAGAAGAUGUGAUAAAUAAAACAGAGCCCUUGUCAUUCCAGCAUAGAGCCCGGUGGGUUUGAUGUACACAUGUGAACGGUCCCAAAAGACAGCUGGAGAAGACCAAAUGGAGUGCAAGUGCCUCUCCUUCACCCCAAACAAACCAAAGGAGCCUUUCCAGGUUUGAUGAGGCCAUUAUCACUUUCUGGGUUUUUAAUACUAGAGUCCUGGUAUUCACCUUUUUAAAUCUAAACUGACUCUGUAAGAUACUUAUGAAUCAAGUUAAAUAUUUAUAUAUUGUGAUCAGAUUGACCAAGAAGGAAAUACGGAGCAAGCAAAGUGAUAUAAUUAAAAUUCCUGGACAUAAUAAAGAUUCCUCAAGCCAAGAAGAGCAUUUUUGGUGGGCACCCCUCUGUACAAACACUGGAACUAAAGCCGUCUCUGAAUUUUCUAAGCUGUGACUUGCUACUAUGAAUGAAGUAUAAAUAAUGUACAAUUCAUGAAUAGGAGGAUGUGUGAAUAUUAAGAAAUAUUUGUGAUUAGUAAAUAUUCAGUAUCA
Messenger RNA from Artibeus jamaicensis (Jamaican fruit-eating bat), 3508 nucleotides. It is a transcript of the gene SDHAF4, whose product is annotated as succinate dehydrogenase complex assembly factor 4. The record is from RefSeq and is a predicted model, not a curated record. The transcript has 4 exons. NCBI's taxonomy places the organism in Eukaryota, Metazoa, Chordata, Mammalia, Chiroptera, Phyllostomidae. Gene Ontology annotation, biological process: mitochondrial respiratory chain complex II assembly. The coding region runs from base 1 to 732 and encodes 243 amino acids. Gene Ontology annotation, cellular component: mitochondrion.